AUGGCGCAGACAGACGUAGGCGCUCUCUGCUUCACCACGCUCCAGCAACAGCAGCAACACUUGUCUUUUUUGCGGGCUGACGAAGCCGCGCUGCAACAGAAAGCCACCCUCGAGGUCGAGCAGUACGACCGCCACGUGGCCUUGUUGAAGAACUUUUUUCUCCACUUUGUCGACGAAUUCGCGUCCCACGGAAAAGGCGAGAGCGCCAACGCCACACACGGCGACUUCAAAUAUCGCAACCUCCUGCAAGCUGUCCACGAUGAACGCCGAGACGACCUGCCAGUGUAUUUGGACGACGUCCGAGAGUUCUUUACGACGCAGCAACCGGAGGACGCCCCUCUGGGCGAGGAAGACGAGUUCGGCGCGGGAAAGAAGAAUUCCAGUCUGACCGUGUACGAGGCCAUCCUCACCAACACAAACCGGUACAUCGAACUCCUGUACCAGGCCGCAGACGCCGUGCUAAAGCAGGAGCCCGAUCUGUUUGAGACGGAGACGGAAGAAGCCGAGACGGCGGAGCAGGACGAGGCCCCGUUCCUGAAGGCAACUGACGGCCAGGCGUGGACGAACGAACUCAAGCAGAGACUGCGAAAGAAAGACCCAUGGAGAAAGAUUCGGGAGCGCGACAUGGCUACACGGCGGGUGCCGGCCUUUCUUCGCUGCGGCUUCCGCAUCUGCCUCUACCCGCCCGCACGCGAAGGCUGUCGUCUCUUCCGCAGCGUCGACGCCGCCAGCAUGGGCAAGUUCUCCUUCUUCACCUGCGAGGUUCUCCGCGUCCAACAAGUCAAACCGAAGCUCCUGGUCGCCGCGUACGAAUGCGAAGAGUGCCAUGAGAAAGUCUUCCAACCCGUGGAGGCGAGCGCGUUCAUGCCUCUGGUGACCUGUCCGCUCUGCAAGAACAGCCGGAACCGCGAGUGCACGCUCCACCUUCAUCCGAAGCUGAGUUUCUUCCUGCCUUUUCAAGAAGUGAAGGUUCAAGAACCGACUUGCCAGAUACCGGAGGCCGACGUUCCCCGGACCCUCAACUGUCACCUCGUCGGCCACGCCGUCACCAACAUCCUGCAGCCCGGGAUGACAGUGACGCUUGGCGGCUUGCUGAAGCCCGUGCGGAAGAUGGGAUUCGCGGCGCUUCGCUCCGGAUUGGUGCAGGAGAAGGUGUUUGAAGUUUCUUUCAUUCAGCUGAAAAAGCAACAGACUCACCUAGACCGGCGGGAGAGUCUCCACGUUGCCGAGCAAGUGGCGAAGCUGCGGCAGACACCGGGUCUGUACGACUUGCUGUCGCGUAGCAUUGCGCCUGGAGUGUACGGAAUGGAAGAUGUGAAAAAGGCGCUUCUCCUGCAGCUGAUCGGCGGCAAAACCGUCACGAAGGACGACGGAGGCAUGAUUCGUGGAGACAUCCACGUCCUGCUCAUGGGUGAUCCCGGUGUCGCCAAGAGCCAACUGAUGAAACAGAUCUGCUCCAUCGCCCCCCGAUCCAUCUACACGACUGGAAAGGGAAGCAGCAGCAGCGGUCUGACCGCCGCCGUCAUCAAGGACCCAGCCACGAUGGAAACGACCCUCGAGGGCGGCGCCCUCGUCCUCGCCGAUCGCGGCAUCUGCUGCAUCGACGAAUUCGACAAGAUGGACGAUUUUGACCGAAGUGCAAUCUACGAGGUCAUGGAACAGCAGUCCGUGUCGAUCGCGAAGGCUGGGCACUGCAGCUGCCUGCCGGCGCGCACGGCUGUCUUGGCGGCGGCAAAUCCGAAAGAUGGACGAUACGACGUGAAAAAACCCAUGAUGGUCAACAUGAACCUGCCGGCAGCGCUGCUGUCUCGUUUUGACCUCCAAUUUCUGCUCCUCGACCAGGCAGAUCGCCAUCGCGACACGCAGAUGGCGGCGCACAUUCUGGGGAUUUACCGGGCCACGCCGGCUGCGGAAGCGAAGAUCGACGAAGGGCGCACAGAAAAGAAGGGAAGGAAGGGAAAGAAGGACGGGAAAAAGCUCAACGAGCCGGAAGGCUUCGGAAACAAAGUCGUGGAGAAAAAGGUGCUCCGCGCGUUCAUCGAAGAGGCAAAGAAAGGCAACCCUGCGCUCGAAGAAUCUUUGAUUCCCCAGAUUGCUGACUGGUACGCGAACACGCGCUACGACGAACAGCAGCAAGAGAGGCUGUCGGGCAUCCUUCCGUCGUACACGACCCCUCGAGCGCUACUUGGCAUUCUUCGUCUUGCUCAGGCCUUGGCAUGUCUGCGGUUCAGCGACUGGGUGGAAGCCCCCGACUUCGAGGAGGCGCUGCGUCUGAUGGAGGCUUCCAAGGAAAGUGUGCGCGUUGCGGAGGAAGGCAGAAGACGGAGGAAGCAAGACCGCGCAAGUCUUGCCUUUGAAAUCUUAAAGAAUCUGAGGAGUCGGACCCAGCAGAAGAAGGGCGCCAAGUGGGACGGGUGGAUGAAGGUUUCCGCGUUGCAGCAGCAGGCAGCAGCUGCGGGUCUAGCCGCCGAGCAACUGGACGCUGCGCUCCAACAGUACGAAGAGUUGACGUUGAUCACCUUUGACCGCACAAAGACCAAGGUGGCGUUUGUCGAAGAGGCAGGCAGUGAAAAGUCGGACGACGAAGACGAGGACAUGGCCUGA
Molecule: messenger RNA, 2604 nt
Organism: Neospora caninum
Lineage: Eukaryota; Apicomplexa; Conoidasida; Eucoccidiorida; Sarcocystidae
Product: putative DNA replication licensing factor
Exons: 13
Coding region: 1-2604 (867 amino acids)
Biological process (GO): DNA strand elongation involved in DNA replication; DNA replication initiation; double-strand break repair via break-induced replication
Cellular component (GO): MCM complex; nucleus
Molecular function (GO): single-stranded DNA helicase activity; single-stranded DNA binding; ATP hydrolysis activity
Source: RefSeq, a predicted model, not a curated record